GCAAAAGCAUAGGAUCUUCAUCCAGGUAAAACUUUACGAGAUAAUAUUUCAUAUAGUCACUCAGCUAUGAGCUGUUUUCACAUAAAACCACUCAACUAUAAGCUCUUUUCACAGAAAGUGACUUUCUGCGAAAAAAGUCCAUAAAAAAGCAUAUUUUUCACUUAUUACACUUUUUAAUCUUGUUUUGUUUUCUUUUUUAUCCUUAUUCCUUUCAGGAAACUAAUGCAUGCUUCAUCAUCAGAUGUUCAGCUCAACAUCUGUGGAUUGCCAUUCUCUUUGAAUAGGGUGAGAAUUACUAUCAUCCUCCAACGUCUCGAGUUUGAGCCUUAGUAGGAAAUAAUAAAUAGAGUCUUAAUAUGUCAUCUCUUUGUGUUGAACUUACAGGAACUCUUGGCUGCAAGAUCUUCAAAGCUAGAUGCAUUACUGAGAGAGAAUCCUGAAGAUGAUCUUUCUCAUUUGCUAGGAGAUAUUCCCGCGGAUUCUGAAACGUUUGAGAUUGUAGCAAGAUUCUGCCAUGGCUUUGACAUAAACUUGUCAUCUGAGAAUGUUAUUAAAGUACUUUGUCUUGCUCACUAUCUUGGAAUGUCCGAAAUUCACAGCACCAAUAACCUCACAAAGAAGGCUUGUUUCUACUUUCAAAACGAUGUGCUUCCUAGCUGGAACAAGAGUAUUAAAGCCCUCAGAUCUGCAGAAAACAUUCUUCAACAAGCCGCGGAUCUUGCCUUGAUUGAUGCAUGUGCUGAGUCCAUCAUCGCCAAGGUAAUGCACGAUCCAAGUCUUCUUGGAGAGCCAAUGAGGAAUGUAACAACAACGGAUGAUGAUAGUGAGAACGAUGAAAAUGCCUACAAGCCAAAUGUUAGGAGGCGGCUUUUUGUUCUUGACUGGAAAUCAGAGGACUUGACACUACUUUCCAUUCCUCUCUACGAGCCCAUAAUUCGUGCAAUGGUUCAACGAAAAGUCCCUCUGGAAUAUGUGGCAUCAUCUCUGUUUGAGUAUCUCAACAAAUGGGUUUUUUCGGACACUGAAGGAGGAGAAGAUGAUCCGUUAACUUGUGAGAAGAAUUCUCAAAGAGUGAUCAUUGAGGCAGUGGAGAGACUGUUGCCUCAAGAAAGGGGGCUAAUCCCCAUUUCUUUGCUCUCUCAAAUGCUGCAAUCUGCGAUAAUCUUGGAUGCUCAUACUGAAUGCAAAACCGGGUUGGAGAUUAGAAUAGGAAAGCAACUAGACCAGGCAACCGUGAAGGACCUCUUAAUACCUGCACAAGGAUAUGCAAAAGAAGAGCGUUAUGACACUGAAAGUGUGAAAAGGAUAUUAAAGAAUUUCUACAGCAAUUACGCAAGCACAGAUAAAUCUGGCCUAGUCGUGGUAGCUGAACUUGUAGAUAACUUCUUGGCUGAGGUUUCUAGUGAUAUAGAUUUAAAGUUGAACACAUUCUUAUCACUAGCAGAGUUAUCACAAGCAGCAACAGGAGGAACUAACAGAAAUUCUGAUGGUAUGUAUAGAGCAAUUGAUAUAUACUUGGACAAGCACAGAUAUCUCACAGAUUGGGAAAGGGAGGAGGUUUGCAGGGUGUUAGAUUCCAGCAAAAUGUCUCCUGAAGCCUGUGAGCAUGCUGCACAGAACGAAAAACUACCAAUUCGAGUGAUGGUUCAGAUUCUGUUUUCUGUGCAGCUGAAGUUGAAGGAUACCGUGUCCAAGAAGAUACAAGGGAGUCCUGAUAACCGAUUGUUGAAGCUGGAAGAAGAUGAGAGAGGGACUAGCAGCAAUGAAGAGGAAAUUAUGAAAGCAGAGAUAGAAAAGAUGGGAAGCAAGGUGGUUAAGCUGGAGAAAGAAUGCGAUACGAUGAGAAGGGAAAUUCAAAGAGGUGAUUCCCAGCACAAGAACCAAAAGGGGAAAACAAGCAUAUGGAAAGAAAUGAAGAGGAAACUUGGUUGUAUGACAAGCUUGCAUGAACCAAAUUGUCAUGUGAAGAAGAAAAAAGUCCAUCCUCCAAAAUAGAAGUUCUACUUCCAUAUGCAUUACUCUUAAAAACAUAAAUGCUUUUGAAUGUCAUUAGGUUUUCUUUCUCAUGAAUGUUCUUCGUGUAGCUUGUGAAAAGGCAAGUACUUUUGCCAUCUAUAAGUUUAGUUCUUAUUCAAUGAUAAUUUGCAGGUUCAAGUUGUCUAUGGCUUGUGAAGAAAUAAAAGUUAAAAAUCAACACACAUUACAGAAGAUAAAAAAACCUAGGUGGCUAACUCAGUUCAGUGCGCACACUUGCAUAGACAUGGAAGGCCUAAAAAAAAUAUU
This is a messenger RNA of Solanum pennellii, 2283 nucleotides long. RefSeq names its product BTB/POZ domain-containing protein At5g17580. The transcript has a single exon. The record is from RefSeq and is a predicted model, not a curated record. Lineage: Eukaryota; Viridiplantae; Streptophyta; Magnoliopsida; Solanales; Solanaceae. The coding region runs from base 583 to 1995 and encodes 470 amino acids.